Daldinia loculata is the source of this 1769-nucleotide messenger RNA. Its product is annotated as putative methyltransferase-domain-containing protein. Lineage: Eukaryota; Fungi; Ascomycota; Sordariomycetes; Xylariales; Hypoxylaceae. The transcript has 3 exons. The coding region runs from base 329 to 1339 and encodes 336 amino acids. The record is from RefSeq and is a predicted model, not a curated record.
CAUUUCUCUUUCUCUUUCCCUUUCCAACAAAGGGCUUGGUCAGAAAAGCCCCGUUUGUCCCUAAUUGGUAGCUAUGUUAUCGUAGGCAUGCCUGGCUAGACUCAUCCAUUAUAUGUCAUCACCGGUACACUCUCGAAAUUUUGCUCAUCCUUCCAUUACUUCCCCUAGACGACAGAAAUCUAAAUCUUAUAGACCAUGUCAACGAACGAUCUCCGUAGAACCAUUGUAAUGUCUUUCUUCAGGUGACAGGGUCAAGUCAUUCAUUUUCUCCUUGUGUGUUUUUUUCUAGAAUCCUAUAGACGGUAUCCUCCGCGAUCAAUAGAACAUAAUGUCGAUCUGCGUAGCAGACUUUCCCCAGACCUGGCAGAAGCCCUCGUCCGAGGAACUGCUGACAGCUCUCAAACAGCUCCAGGUUGAACCUCCGAUCUGGAAUCCUGGCACUUCUCGAAAGGUCAUACUGGAGAGCUACCACAAUGCUGCCCAGCUCCGUCGCGAGGUUGCUGCGUAUCUGUCUAGCAUAAUCAAGAGCGGUCUUGCGUGGAUCCAGGACGAAGACGAGAAGGAAGCGGUGUGGGAUGAGGCAAGCCGGCGCCUUGCAGAACGCUGCGGUAGAGCGGGAAUGGGUGAGAUCACGCGAAGAUGGCCCCUUGAGGACCAAGCAUCGUCUCCUUUCGAGCUAGUCAUUCGGGAGCCUCCCAUCACUGGCGAUUCUCUCGGCUUGAAAACCUGGGGGUCCUCAUAUCUGCUUGCACAGUCGUUAGGCGGCAUUGCGAAAGAGUCCCUUUCCCAUAUACUCAACUUGGGACGUUCGAAUGAAUCCCUAGAUGUUCUAGAAUUGGGGUCGGGAACAGGGCUCUUGGGAAUGGCUGCUGCUGCCAUUUGGCAAACCAACGUGGUUUUGACUGACCUCCCAACCAUCGUACCGAACCUAGCCUACAACAUGGAGAGGAAUAGAUGCACUAUCGAGACCCUGGGAGGGAAGGUUGAUUCGGGUGUUUUAACUUGGGGCUCCGAAGAUGGCAACACCGAGCGAUUUAAUUCCAAGAACCAAUUCAAAAUUGUCCUUGCCGCAGAUGCUCUGUACGACGAUGACCACCCAGAGCUCCUAUCCUCUGCGAUAGUUGCGCACCUAGCCCAAGACAAAGAUGCCAGGGCCAUUGUAAUGGUACCUCAGCGAGACUUGACCACCAAGAAACUGGCCGCAAAAUUCCUGUCCAUUAUGAUUGUCUCUGGGCUAAGCGUGCUAGAGCAGCACACCUUGGUUGGCCAAGAUGACUGGGAUGAGGACGGUGAGGAUUCGGGAAUAGAAUGCUGGUGGGCUGUUUUUGGGAGACAGUAACAGCAACUAGCGGCAAGCGUACUCCGCCCUGAGGUUGAACCCAUACGCAUAGAAUUAUAAAGACUUGAUAGAUACUUGAUAGGCCGAUGUAAAGGGAUAAUAGAAGGUAGACUACGGAAUAUCGCUCCCCAGUUUUCUCAAAAUAUCGAUGCAAGGGGGCAAGAUAAGAUCCUAUGAUAGCAAUAUUUCCUAUCCAAUCCUCACACUAGACUGAAAGUAUAUACGACGACAUGUACCAACUUUCAAGUCUUCCUAACCAUGAAUCAUCCGUAACUCAAGACGACGCCUCUUGCGCUGCCGCAAACGUAUGAAAGCUCCCCGCCGCCCUCGGAUACACAACUUUAGCCUCCCCAUUCGUCCCGUUCCCGUCAACACCAUUCACCACUCCAACACCCCCACCUAACCAAUCAUCAUCAUCAUCAUCCUCCUC